Messenger RNA from Pelobates fuscus (common spadefoot toad), 2828 nucleotides. It is a transcript of the gene VSTM2L, whose product is annotated as V-set and transmembrane domain containing 2 like. The transcript is spliced from 4 exons. Gene Ontology annotation, cellular component: membrane. Lineage: Eukaryota; Metazoa; Chordata; Amphibia; Anura; Pelobatidae. The record is from RefSeq and is a predicted model, not a curated record. The coding region runs from base 110 to 691 and encodes 193 amino acids.
CAGAGUCGGAUCCUUCCGCUUGCCUUGCAUCGUAGCACCAGCAGAUCCCUCCGCCUGUAGAGCAUCCUGCAGUGGGAGAGUGGCUUGUAGCCCCCCGGGUUAUAGAACCAUGGGAGCCUGGGGUCUCAGCCUGGGGGUCCUGCAUUGCCUGGGGGUCUACAUGCAGCUGAGCGCCGGGGAUAAACACAACGCAGCUGAUGCUUUAUUCACAGAAACCCCCCAUGAUGUUAGCGCUCACGCAGGAGAAGACGUGGAGAUGGCCUGUUCCUUCCGGGGCAGCGGAGACAUCCCCUACUCUCUGGAGAUACAGUGGUGGUAUAUUCGCACCCACCGGGACUGGGCAAAUAAGGAGACAUGGGCAGAUAGCCAGCUGAAAAGUCUUUCUGGAACCCCAGAGAAAGGAGCCACCAAGAUAAGUGUGGUGAAGGUUUUCGGCAGCAAUAUUUCGCACAGGCUGCGCCUGUCCAAUGUGAAGAUUGCUGAUGAGGGGACGUACGAGUGCCGCGUGCUGGAUUACAGUGACGGGAAAGGGCGGCAGCAUCGGGUGAAGGCAUUCCUGCGUGUGGAGGCAGAGCUGGGCCGCCGCAACGGAGGGUCUCACCGCAUGCAGGAUACCAGCCCCCACCGCCACUUCCCAGGCAAGGAGCUGAAGAAGCGAUCAGUGGUGCCCUGUGACCAAUGCCAGCCGUAGACUGCCACUGGAUUUCUCCAGCCCCACACCCCCCAAUGUACAGGAGUGCAUGAAAGGGAUCCACUUUUCCCCAUCUCAACGUCCCAGGUUAAAACCUUUCCACCUCCCAGCAGGGUGGUGAAUGGAACUCUGUGACUUUAAAAGACUCAUGUGUGAGUUUACCCUUUUGUUGUUGAGGAGCAUUAAAGAUGCCCUGACAGACUGGUAUUGAUACAGACAAAUGAAGGGGGCUCAAAGUGCCCAUUUUCUGUCACUCAUACUUGGAACCAACUACACAUCUUCUUCCAAUCCACUGGUCACACUGUAGCACCUGCAGUUACUAAUUUCAAAGACUGUGCACCUUCACACUAAUUCCCCCCCAUUACUCUUGCAAACAAUCUGUAUUCUGCUCAUGUAUUCUUCGUAACGCAAGGAAUUAUGGGAAGUGUAGUCACUUACAUAGCUCUGUACAGGACUGCAGCUCUCAUAAUGCCUGUGGGGAAAACAUUUAUACAUAAAAAACAUAUUUGACCACCAGAAUUUGGCUGUGGCCACAUUGACAUCCUCAAAAUUAAACAAAAUUCUUUGAGAUGCUUUGGUCUAGACCAGGAAAGUAAACAAGACGUAAGAGGUUUAUUAAUUUCCCUUAAAUAUUGGCUUCCCCAUCACAAGUUUGAAGUGUCAUCCUCCAUUUUUAGAGGGCCGGAGCCUCACUAGAUUUUUACCUGUGGUGACAUGACAUCCCUACUCACCAGUUAAUAUAUAUUAAUUUAAAAAGUGGAAUUAAUAUGGUUCUAUGGCAUAGGGCUUGAUAUUCCAGCUAUAAUGACAAUGCAGUGAGUCUAAAUUACGUCCCCAAGUAUCAAGCAAUGGUCCAGGAGUUCAGUAUUAACCAAAUUUUAUUCCGAUGGGUAAAAAAAAAAAAAAAAAAAACAACCAGAGGAAACAGGCCAUAGCUGGCUCAUAAAGACCACUGCACUAAUAUGUCUGGCAUACUUUUCCCAUAAUCCUAUUGGUAGGCACAGAAUAUUAUAAAUUGAAAUUCAGCAGCUGAAUGGCUGUGGGUUAACGGUUAAAGGAGGAGAUUUUGCAGGGUUUGUGCAAUAAACAUUGAAUGUAGCAAUUUACAAUUUUGGCUUAAAAAGCAGGUGUGAAGAAUGGCACUAUGUAAAUGAGCCAGUCUACCUUAUCUUUUUUUUUUUUUUUUUUUCUUUUAACCCAAACAAAAAAAUUACAAUGAAUAAACGAUUCCCUGGAGUUUAAUGAUAAUAUUGUUGUGGAAAGCAAACGUAUUGUUUCUCCACAUUUUCAUCCAGCCCUUUUCUGUCACAGUAGCACUCUACCAGACACUCGCUGGGUAACUUAAUAGUUGGAGAGGUGAUCUCACAAUGUAUCGGACACUCACAGCGUUAAAGAUACACAUUCCCUGUUUGUUCUGGUGAACUUUUAUUAAUACUAACUUCUUGUACAGCCAGGCUGGUGAGCAAAAUGUCUGCUUCUUAAAAGCACAACAUCCACCUAAACAGUAUGUGCAAAAAUGUGUAAAAAACAAAACUAAAAAAAAAACAUAACAAAAUAAACUAUAAGUUGAUAGUAGAACUGCAAACAAAUGUAUGGAUCGAGAGGAGAACGAACAUUCUUGUAUGCAAAUACGCUUCUACAGUAGUGAAUGGUUAAUUUACAUUCUAUUCUAUGUCAUGCCACAGGGAUAUAGAAAACUCAAUUAUUUUUUUUAUCCAUCUUUCCUCAUGAUCUCUAAAAUUUGUUUGUGAUUCUAGUAGCUGAAUGUAUAGAUUAUAUUCUGUUCUUCAUAGCUGUCCCAAACUGGCUUUUGGUAACAAAUUCCAUGUAAAAGGGGGGUUACAUGUUUGACUGUGUAUAGUAUAUAGUAAUAUUUGCUACACUUGCUAAUUGCGAUGUAUAUGCUGCUGCUAAUUACAGCUAUGGCUGAGUUGGGUGACAUGGACUAUGUGGUGAUAUCCGUUUGCUGCCAAAAUAUCUAUUUCGUUUGACACGGUAAGCCCCUAGAUGCCUUAUUGUUUAGGGGAGACCAUUCCUCUAAUCGACAAAGGACUAUGGUUCUAUUUUCUUGCUGUCACAUUCCCUCCGGGGCACUGCAAUUCUUUCUGGAUGUAAAUAAAGUUAAUGGAUCACCCUA